Molecule: messenger RNA, 2409 nt
Organism: Labrus mixtus (cuckoo wrasse)
Lineage: Eukaryota; Metazoa; Chordata; Actinopteri; Labriformes; Labridae
Gene: etfdh
Product: electron transfer flavoprotein dehydrogenase
Biological process (GO): electron transport chain
Cellular component (GO): mitochondrial inner membrane
Molecular function (GO): iron-sulfur cluster binding; electron-transferring-flavoprotein dehydrogenase activity
Source: RefSeq, a predicted model, not a curated record
AGCGACGCAGCUUUUGACGCUCGCUGGUGUGUCAGUGUUAUGAGACCUUGUUUUGUAAGGAGCUGCUGCGGCUCAAUGUUUGUUUUCUGAGCGGCUGGGUUACACAAGCGAGGACACUACGACUUCACCUCUCUUAAGGAGAAAAGACAGCCUGCUAUAGUGAGUUUACACCAGCUGACACACCAUGUUGCCAGCCAGCAGAUACUCAAGUAAAGCCCACAGGUGCAUCAGGGCAUUGAAGACGGUUCAAACAGAGUAUGCUGCCCCUCAGCUGUACACAACACUACACAGACGGGCAUGCUCUUCUGUGGCAACACCACAAAUCACAACACACUACACCAUCCAUUCUCGAGAUAAAGAUCCAAGAUGGGAAGGCGUGGAAAUGGAGAGGUUUGCCGAUGAGGCAGACGUGGUGAUAGUAGGGGGCCCUGCCGGUCUCUCAGCAGCCAUUCGCCUGAAGCAGCUAGCCAACGAACAUGAGAAGGAGCUGCGAGUGUGCCUUGUGGAGAAGGCCUCUCAGAUCGGAGCUCACACCCUGUCAGGUGCCUGUCUGGAGCCGUCUGCCCUCAACGAGCUUCCUGAUUGGAAGGAACGAGGAGCGCCCAUGAACACCCCGGUGACUGAAGAUGUGUUCAGCAUUUUAACAGAGAAACACAGAAUCCCUGUCCCCAUUUUACCAGGUAAAAGCUUUUUUUAUUCUCCGCACUACCUGUUGAUACGGCAGCAUCAGGCUCCUGCCCAUCGUCUGCUCUCGCUUCAGGAUGUUUUCGAGCGGGGGAUGGAGCUCCAUGCUAAGGUCACAUUGUUCGGAGAAGGCUGUCAUGGUCAUUUGGCCAAGCAGCUUUAUAAGCAAUUCAACCUGCGGGAGAACUGUGAGCCUCAGACCUAUGCCAUCGGCCUUAAGGAGGUGUGGACAAUCGAUGAGAAGAAGUGGCGGCCGGGCAGAGUGGAGCAUUCUGUGGGCUGGCCGCUGAACAGAAACACGUACGGAGGCUCCUUCCUGUAUCACCUGAACGAAGGAGAGCCGCUCGUGGCCUUGGGCUUUGUGGUGGGUCUGGACUACAGCAACCCCUACCUGAGCCCCUUCAGGGAGUUCCAGCGCUGGAAACACCACCCCUUCGUCGCUCCCACCCUCGAAGGAGGAAGCAGGAUAGCGUAUGGAGCCCGAGCGCUGAACGAGGGAGGAUUACAGUCUAUCCCAAAGCUGACCUUCCCUGGAGGCCUGCUGAUUGGCUGCAGCCCCGGCUUCAUGAACGUCCCAAAGAUCAAAGGCACCCACACGGCCAUGAAGAGCGGCAUGCUGGCUGCUGAGGCCAUCUUCCCCAAAGUCACAGCAGAGAGCCCGGAGUCGGAGACCACGGGUCUUCAUGUACCCGAGUACUCUGAUAAUUUGAAGAACUCGUGGGUGUGGAAAGAGCUGCACGCGGUGAGGAACAUCAGGCCGUCCUUCCACAACUACUUCGGCCUGUACGGAGGCAUGGUCUACACCGGGGUCUUCUACUGGAUCUUCAGAGGGAAAGAGCCGUGGACCCUCAAACACUGCGGCCUUGACGCCCACCAGCUGAAACCAGCCAAAGAAUGUACACCCAUUGAAUACCCAAAGCCUGACGGCAAGCUCAGCUUCGACCUGCUCUCCUCGGUGGCGCUGAGCGGCACCAACCACGAGGGGGACCAGCCCCCACAUCUGACCCUGAGAGACGACAGCGUGCCUGUCAACAGGAACCUGGCCAUCUACGACGGGCCCGAGCAGCGCUUCUGCCCUGCAGGUGUGUACGAGUACGUUCCCUUGGAAACCGGAGACGGGAUGAGGUUGCAGAUAAAUGCUCAGAACUGUGUCCACUGUAAGACCUGCGACAUAAAGGACCCGAGCCAGAACAUCAACUGGGUUGUGCCUGAAGGCGGCGGUGGGCCCGCCUACAAUGGAAUGUGAACGCCAUGUUUUUUUGUUUGUAACUUUUAUGUCCUGAGAAAUUUAACGUAUUGUAUCUCGCAUUCAGGGCAGAGACCCGAGAAUAACUAGAGAGCUGGUUUUAGAGCUGCGUUUUCAGAUGUAGAAUAAUUUAUACACUCGAACAGGAAGUUAAAUUAAGUGGCCACAAGUUUUGAGACUGUAAAAUACAGGACCAUAAAAAAGGACUGUAAAAGUAGUUUUCAGUAGUUUUUUUUUUCUUCUUCCUUAAAAUCCACACUGAACUUUCAAUCGGCUCAGACGCACCAAAAGGAAAUCGAUUUGUGUUGUUUUUAGAAGCAUUAUACCGACGAGCAAUGGAUCAUAUAUUCCCCUCAAGAACUGUAACUGAACAGGUGAACAGACUUAUUAUUAUGCAGGUUUAUUGCAGGUACAGAGACAGUAUUGUACAUAUCAUUAGAUAAUAACCACAGUAAUUAAUAAAGAACACUUUGACUGUU